Messenger RNA from Motacilla alba alba, 841 nucleotides. RefSeq names its product TP53 regulated inhibitor of apoptosis 1 (gene TRIAP1). Bases 48 to 278 code for a protein of 76 amino acids. The record is from RefSeq and is a predicted model, not a curated record. NCBI's taxonomy places the organism in Eukaryota, Metazoa, Chordata, Aves, Passeriformes, Motacillidae. The transcript is spliced from 2 exons.
GCGUCACUGGCGGCGCGCGCGGCGCGGCCCGGCCCGGCGGCGGCGCGAUGAACAGCGUGGGCGAGGCGUGCACCGAGCUGAAGCGCGAGUACGACCAGUGCUUCAACCGCUGGUUCGCGGAGAAGUUCCUCAAGGGCGACAGCGCCGGCGACCCCUGCGGGCAGCUCUUCAAGCGCUACCAGCUUUGCGUGCAGAAAGCAAUCAAGGAAAAGGACAUACCCAUUGAGGGCCUGGAGUUCAUGGGCCCAAAUAAAGGAAAAACUGAAAACUCCUCUUGAUGUUGGCUGGAUGGGUGGAGUCACCAACAGGAACCUCUGGACUAAGCACCAUCACCGGGUGUGCCACAGGUGCCACCUGGAGAAGACCUUUGUUAACAGCUGUCUAGGAAGUGACAAAUGUUCUCUGCUUGUGAAAACAAACAGCUAAAAGAAAAGAAAAGAAAAAAAUCCUGUGCUAACUGCUGCCUCCUUGCCAGUGAAUCUUGGUGGUGGUUCAGCAUCUGAUGGCUUAAAAAUCCAUGUGAGCUGACUUCUAACUGAAUGUACUCUGUGCUGGGGGAAUGCUGGUUGGAGUGGGCUGGGAUGGGUUCUUGGUGACUGAUGUCUCUUGGUUAUUUAUCCAGCACUUGAAAGUGUUUAAAAAGAAUGUGAAGGGGUGGAUGUACUUUCUGUCAUCUCUAUGCUGCUGAGUUUUGGUGAUGAAAUUCGUUUCAUGUAAUCCUAAAUGCUGAAGGGCUUAAGCACUGUUUUGUAUCAGCCACAGAGCUGGUUUAAGAGCACUACUGGACCUGCAGCAGCUUGGCCAAAAUAAAUACAACCAGGUUCUAUUUUGUUCAAGUAGG